This is a messenger RNA of Balaenoptera musculus (blue whale), 460 nucleotides long. RefSeq names its product ATP synthase membrane subunit 6.8PL (gene ATP5MJ). The coding region runs from base 162 to 344 and encodes 60 amino acids. The transcript is spliced from 4 exons. Gene Ontology annotation, cellular component: mitochondrion. The record is from RefSeq and is a predicted model, not a curated record. NCBI's taxonomy places the organism in Eukaryota, Metazoa, Chordata, Mammalia, Artiodactyla, Balaenopteridae.
CACACUGUUCUCGGAGCUACACUGUACGUAUGACAAGGCUUUGGGAGAGGGGGAAACGGGGACCAAAACGGGAUCGGAGGUGAUUGCAGUUGUACGGACCUCAGCCUGUGAAGCCCGGUCUGAGGCUCAACGGGUCAGACGUUUCCUGUUUCCAGUGUAAGAUGCUUCAAAGCUUUAUUAAGAAUGUUUGGAUCCCCAUGAAGCCCUACUAUACCCAAGUUUACCAGGAGAUUUGGGUAGGAACGGGGCUGAUGGCUUUUAUCGUUUAUAAGAUCAGGAGUGCUGAUAAAAGAAGUAAAGCCUUGAAAGCUUCCAGUCCUGCGCCUGCUCACGGGCAUCAUUAACGAGCUCUCCUUGGAUGGGACAUCGGUCUGGCUGUGCUGUGGGAACGUGGGACAUCGUGUUGACUUGCAGCAGUGCCCCUGCCCUUGGACAUGAAUAAACGUACCUGUGAGACGCA